ACUUCCCCAAACUUCAACUUAUUAUUGAAGUAUCCCACAGUGGAGUGGAGCAAUGCGCGCUGGGUAUACGUGAACGCUUUUACGCACGAGAAUAACAAAGUAGGUUAGUGUUUAUAGUUAGACAUAUUUAAGUUAUUUGAGUAGGAGUAUGACUUACAGACAUGGAGAGAUGGACGGCUGGCGUUGCUGGGCACUUUUCACUUUGCUUUUCAACUUGGAGCUGUCUUACGGCUCGCCAUCGUCCUAUGACCUCUUCCAGGGAAACGCAUACACUGGAGCCGUGCACAGACACAGAAACAGAAACUGGUGCGCCUAUGUGGUUCAGAAAAACGUGAGCUGCGCCGUGCAAAGUGGCGUGGAAACGUACCAAGAGCCCGCGAUGCCCCCGUGCCCAGCCUAUCGCCCCGAGUGCCAGCCGCAAGUCACAUACAUAACACGUUUCCGGCCGACUUACAAGAUCGCCUUCAAAAGAGUGACGGAUCUGGAGUGGAGAUGUUGCCCGGGUUUCACAGGUCUAGACUGUAAAGACAUGAAGCCAGUGACCAAUCAACCAACUCACCAGGGAACAGACGCUUUUAUACCACAAAAUCCAGCAUACCCCAGGCACACACAGAGGACAGAGCGCAGGGAGACAGGGCAGCAGGAGACGAGACACGGCGGCCCAGAUAAGGUGCGUCAUUUGGAGGACGAGGUUCAGCGCUUGUCCCAAACCGUCCUGGAUCUUCAGUCCACUCUGACAGGACUGACCAACAAUCUCAAAACUAACCUGGAAGACGACACCAAAAAGAUGCUAGUAACAUUAUUCAACAACAUGCGUCCACCUGAAAACUCCACUACACCGACGCAAGAGGAGAGUCCUGCGGUUUUGGAUGGACAUCAGACCAACAGAGGAGGAGUGGUCGGGGAUAAGGCGAUAGAGAAGAUAGUCGCCAGGCUGGAUGACAUGAACAACGCAUUAAAAAGCAAAGACGAAGCAUUGGAAGAUUUAAAAGGAACGGUGUCAAGUCAUGAGGGGCAACUUCGUGUUCUUAUGGAUGCAUCCCAAGCCCAAACGCCAGCCAUACCUGAAAUAGAUGUCGUCCAAACGUAUAUCGAUGGAAAACUCGACAAACUCAAGAAAGAGUUGAACCAAAACAUGCAAGAACAGUUGGUGAAGCUUCAAGUUUCGUGUUACGACAAGAUCCAAACUGUGCAGAAGACUUGCGACGACCAAGCUACGACUUUAUCCAGGCUUGUAGAAGUUAAAGAGACUGAUCUUAGGAAGGAGAUACGGGCGUUGCGUUUGGAGUUGGCGGCGAACGACGGACCCGUAAGAACACAAAGGCAGACAGAUGGAACGAAAGACGAGAAUAAUGACCAUAAAGAAUUGUGGCGGGAGAUUGAUCGCAUAGCAGAGGCUCACCGAAUAUUAAAUGUACGUAUUGACAAUGAACUGGCACACCUGUCCAGCCAAGAGGGGAACGGUGAUUUUAACAAUUUGAUCGAAGAGCUGGAAGCAAGAGUCAACAUCUCAGAACAAAACACUGAAACGCAUUGCUUUUACAUUGAGGAAAAGUUGACGCAAACCAUCACGGAAGAAGCUACCGCCAUUCGACAGUUAAUAGACGAACGUUUGAACAAUAUGGAGGAUGAGUUUACGAACAUGCUAGUAGAGAUUAGCAACAAAUCAUUCACAGGCAGGUUUGGUGAUUCUAUGGACGGGAUCAACACACAAGUCAACAACAACAAGUUACUGAUUCAAACUUUGGAUGACAAGAUCAAUGCAGUUGGGGAGAUUUGCACUUCGGGAUGCGUGGGUUCUGGGGAUGAUGAAAGUGUAAUCUCCUCCUCGGCAGCGCCCCCUAUUGGUUUCACACGCUUUAUGAAGGAUCUAAAGCGCUAUAGCAAUGAAUUGGAUACCCUAAGCAACAAGGUAGAUGUCAACACGGAGCGAUUCAAAGAUCUCGUAGGGAUAGUUGAAAGGCAGCAAUCUGGCAGUGAGAGACACAACACGAUGGUGGUGGACGUCCAAAAAGGACUUGUUAACCUGCAGGAUAAUGUAAUGAAUUUAGCUAGGGUUGUUACUGGCUUAAAUGAUAAAAUUAACAAAAAUAACCAGGAUAUGCAUGCAUUAAAUUCGACCUGCUGUCAUUUGGAUCAGAGAAGUAUCACAAGGCAAAACUAUGACGCAACUCCUGUCACUGGACAAGUUGACCAGCCUGAGAAUAAACAAGAUGCAUUAACUAAUCAGGUAAACUGCAGUCUCGACCAAUGCGAAAAGAUCAACCAGAAAGUUAUAGAUAAUCUUUCAGCAGUCAAUAAUCGUGUGUCAGCUUUGGAAAACAUGUGUGGAAGAUUAGAUGGGCUUUCAGAAAAUAUCCAAAAUGUAAAGGCGAGAUUGGAGAAAACCAUCACCGGACUAAAAGACAUGUUGAAGAAUAAUGGAAGUCAUGGGGCAAAUUUAACAGAAAUGCAGAGAGCGAUACAAAGCCUCCAAACACAGUUGUCUUCACUGGCCAAACACGUGUCAAAGGACAUCGCCGCUAGGGAGCCAGGUAUGACGUUGAGACCGGAGCGCCCAUCCUCUUCUCCCGUCUCUAAUCGUGGAGUCAAACACAUCCACAUCCCUCUCAUCCUCCCCCCAACCAACCCCAGGCAGCCUCCUCGCACCCCCACCCAGCUGGGACGUCCCACCACCACAAUCCACAAGCCCAGUGCUCCCAGCCAACCUUCGAGUCCCCAGCAGCCAGCAGCCCAACCCGUAUCUCCAGUAAAGCCCGUGGUCCCGAUCCGUCCCGUGGUGGAGACCGGAGAGGCGGGACCCCCUGGAUACAUGCGCAGGGUUACCGUGAGGAGAGGGUCCGAGGACUCAUCCCGCCGCAGAAGCCCGCCGAUCACUGGUUUUGCAGGAGCACCAGGUUAUCCCCCUCAGCCCGCAGCCCUCAGACCUCAACCCACCAGCGGACACCGAGCUCCUGUGGCGGUGAAGCAGCCAUGGAACAAGUUGUAUCAAGCAUCACCAGUGUCCAUGGACCCCAGCUCUGAGCCCUUCUCCUUCUCCGCUGGCCUCACUCAGGUUCCGGUUUUUGGAGACUUCAGUCUGAUCCGCUUCAACAAGGUCCUGGUGAACGAUGGAGGGCACUACAGUCCACACACAGGGAUCUUCACUGUUCCGGUGGGCGGUCGAUACCUGAUCUCCGGUUCACUGACAGCUAGUCCAGGCGACCAAUUCGAGGCGGUGCUCUCAGUCUCCAACCGGAGCGUCCAAAAACUUCAAACUUCGACCUCGUCACCUGCAGUACCUGGAGUUUCCACCGGGGGGAGCUGUGGCUGUGGAGGUUCGGUGUCCUUCAGCGUCAUCCUACCCCUCAGAAAAGGAGAACGAGUCGGGUUGGUUCGGACGAAAGGUCAGCUAGUGACAACGCCGGAUAGAGAAGUCCUAUCGACAUUUAGUGCGAUUUUUCUCUAUGCACCGCAAGCCACAAGAUAGCCAUAGUUAAAUGAACAAGGGACAAUUAUGGACUUAAAGGACACAUAUUAUGCAUUCUUGUAGCUUUAAUUCUUUCUUAAACAUGUUUUCGAUCACCUUGGGGUAAGGAUUUCACAUGUUCUUACUAAAAUAAUGUAUAUAUUUUGAAAAACACAAACUACUACUACUACUACACCACUGUUUCCGUUGAGGUAUUUAGGUAUUGGAGCUCCCUCUUCUCUCAACAAUGGGAGUGAAUGGGAAAAUAAAUAAAUGAAGUGUGAAUGCUACGCUAAUAGAGCCAUGUGUGACAGCAGAAAGAGUUUGGUGAUGGUUUAAUGAACUUAAAAACCAUGCAGAAGUCAGGAGUUUUACCUUUGAUGUAACAAUUCAGGUAAAAUGUAAACCAUUUUUGAGUGCUCAGAGAAGAGGACUUUGGUUUAAUGGAACAAUUAAUAGAGGUUAGUGAAUGAAGAGAGUGAAUGGAGAGAGUGAAUGAACCCAAAUACAAUUACAGGUAUGUUUUUGAUGAGGAGACAACAGUAUGACAUGGUUAAAAGCUCAACAAAGGCAAAUUUGCAUAAUAUGUGUCCUUUAAAUUGGAGCGACUGGACUGGAGGACAUGUAGCAGAGACCAUUACACCCAAUGGGAGUGUGGAGAUCUCCAGUUCUUGAUGUUAAAAUGUAUUUACUUUACACCUGUAGCGACAAAGCAGGAUUUGUGCCUAAUAUAUUGGAUAACCUUUUUGUACCUACUGUAUUGUAAAUGUGUCGUGUUUAUAAAUUAAUAUACAAAAAAGUUUAUUUUGUGAAAGAAAAAUACUGCUUGUAAAUGCAAAAAAUGCCAAAUCUUGCCCAUAAAAGUGAGACGCGCGGUAAAUGGUCAAUUUUUGGAACAUCUAGUGGUCAGAGUUUCCAUUUUAUUCCAUUUCGAUAAGUGCUAGACAGUAUGCUUCGGAGGGACGGUCUCCUGUGAUAGAUCAUUUGUGAAGUUAUCAAUUCAACUUGAGCAUAAGAUUGAAUUUGAUCUCCAUUCCUGCACUCAAUAUAUGAAAAUGAAAAAUAAAAUAAAAAGGACAAAUUGUGUUAUCCCUUUUCCACCUUUGCCAAAUAUAUUUAUUCGAUUUUAAAGGUGAAUUAUGUAACCUGCUUGUCUCCAUGCUUUGCUCAAAAUGUUCCACAUAUUGCAUCAAACUUAUUUAUCUUAACUAGAGAUGUUUCCAUUGCCAAAUAAAACAAAUAAAAACAUGCAUUGUUACUGUGGGGUCACCAGUUCAGAGAUCUGACCUGUAGCUUGGCCUUGUAGCAUCUACUGUGGAACAUUCUGGGUAAAGUGAUAAUAUUUACAUGAAGACAAGAAAGUGGCAAGUCCUCCACCUGAAAAGUUACAUAGUGCACCUUUAGAUUACUGUUUUAGUGACAUAAAAAGUUCAUAAUCAUUCAGAGCUCAUUAACAGUCUGUGCUGGUUCAAAGUACGCAACAGUAAAACGUUUUGAAUUUGUUUUCUGCAAUCUGACAUUCAAAACCACUGAUAUUGCUUAAAAAAAUGAUAAAAUGAUUUAAAAAUGUGCAUAAAAUAACCUGUGAUAGACUGUGCUUCUCCUCCGGCGGUGCUCAGCGACUCUGGGCUCUAGUUGGAAACAGGAAGUAAUGACACUCAAUGGGCUUCUUCCACUGUGUUAAUAAUGCUUUAUAAUGUUUUAAAUGUUUAUUUUUCUGAGACAAACAAAUGCAAAAGAGUGUUAUUUUGAUGUAAAAAAUAAACUAUGGAAAA
Molecule: messenger RNA, 5223 nt
Organism: Periophthalmus magnuspinnatus
Lineage: Eukaryota; Metazoa; Chordata; Actinopteri; Gobiiformes; Gobiidae
Gene: emilin2a
Product: elastin microfibril interfacer 2a
Exons: 9
Coding region: 149-3469 (1106 amino acids)
Molecular function (GO): protein binding
Source: RefSeq, a predicted model, not a curated record